CAGAGGGCUGAUGUAAUCGUACUUACGACAUACUCUAGGUAUCUUUCAACAGCGACCUUGUAAAUAUUCUUUUACAUUCUAUCGUUAAUUUCAUGACUCCUUGCUAUCUGGUCAACGAGAUAAACACAUCUAUUGUUGCGAAAGCACCGUCCGAGUCUAUAUAACCUCCAAGGAAUCAAGAAAUCAAGAAACACUAUUCGAACUUCCAGAUCUUUGUUCUCCUUGAUACCUUACAGGUAUCCGAUUUCCUUCCUAUGGCUACCAACGUCAAGGUUGUGGGGACAGACCUCAAGCAGGUGACUAUCAAGGUCAACCCAGGCACCUACUUGACAGAUGUCUUGGAGCAGGCCUGCGAGAAGCUCAAGGUCCCUUCAAGCAAGUAUUUAUUAAAGCAUAAGCAAAAACAACUAGACCUCUCAAACACAUGGCGAACCUCUGGUCUCGUACCCGGCGCGAAGCUCGAACUUGUCGUCCGUUCUAAUACACCCACCGCGAUCAACGUCGCAUUGCAAUUUCCGCCCCCCGAGUCGAACCUAUUCCCACCGUCAGGCCGAGUUACGGAGAAGCUGCCAAGCGACUUUACGCUAUGGAAGUUGCUGCGCCAGUUCGAGAGUGGCAAGUCUGGCCAAGGGAAGAACUUGAACAUCACGGGCAGAGGGGUGGCGCAGACGAGUAAUGGCACGGCUGCGGGUAGUGGGCAGUUAUACUAUGAGACGCCAGUCUUGACGAUCGAGAACAGAACGUUGUCCACCUUCGCCGACUUCCAGAAGACUCUGUCGCAAUUAGGAUAUAAUUCGGGGAGUGUCCUGAUACGCCUGUCUUUCCGCAGAACUGAUGUCACCUUGGUUGAUGCUAUGGCGGAGAUGAGCCGUCACUUCAAGGCAGAGGAAGAGGAUCGGAAAGCAGAAGAAUCCAAUGUCGGGUCUACGACAAACAACGAGACGAUUAGUUCGCUUGAUGCUAUACCUCCUAAUGACGCACCAAGCAUCCCCUCGGUGGAUAACCCAGAAACAGAAACACCUCCCUCUGUUCACGAGAAUAACACAGGCCCUUCUACCGCACAAGAGCCCACAACAGACGCCGAUGCCAUGGACGUCGACGUUCCAUCCGCCGACCACCGUCCCGUUACCAUCUUUUCCGCACCAACAUCAGGCACUCCAGUUGCGGCAUUGCGAACUGAUUCAGACGAUGCUUUCGCUCCGCGUAUCGAACACGCACAGGCCCACCAACGACUUCUCAAGACCGCAGGAGAAAACAAGCGUCUUCUCUCAGACCAAGAGCUCGAAGCGAAAGCCGCGGCCGAGGCUGCUAGAGUAUCAGCCGUCAAGUCCAUCCGGAUCAAAGUCCGCUUCCCGGACAACUUUUCCGCGGAGUGGCCCUUCGGCCCCGACGACACCGGUGCGGCGCUGUACGCGGAGGUUAGAAAGAUAAUGGCCAACGAUACGGCGCCCUUCAAACUAGCGCUUCCUCCCGGAAAGGUAGUGAUCAAGGACGACAGCAGCCCGGCGAGCAAGCUCAUCGGCGGAUAUCGGUUGAGUUCUAAUACGUUAGUCAACUUUAUGUGGGAUGAAAGGGUACCCAUCGAAGUCCGGGGGCAGCCUUUCCUGAAGGGCAGUGCUGCUGGCCAAGCUCAACAAGUAGUUGUGCCGGAAGAACCACCUGAUGUUGUGGGUGAGGCAGGCCCUAGUUCUUAUGUACCAACACCGGCGCCCAAACCGAGCUCUGGAGGAGAUAGUUCUGGUUUUAAGAAACCGAAGUGGUUGAAAGGGCUUGGUGGUAAAAAAUAAAAAGGGCAUUAUUGAACGAGGAACUUAAGCAUUUACUAGUCUGCUAGAACGGUGACGAUCGCAUUGUAUGGAGUUCUGGCUGCAUUAUGGAGUUGUCGAGCAAAUCAAAUGCCGUACUGAUUAUCAACGAAGAUGAGGGU
Messenger RNA from Annulohypoxylon truncatum, 1927 nucleotides. Its product is annotated as putative UBX domain protein. The coding region runs from base 255 to 1787 and encodes 510 amino acids. NCBI's taxonomy places the organism in Eukaryota, Fungi, Ascomycota, Sordariomycetes, Xylariales, Hypoxylaceae. The record is from RefSeq and is a predicted model, not a curated record. The transcript has a single exon.